UGUGAUUUUUUCAUACGACGUUAAUAUUUUUGUGCUAUUUAGGUGAUUUUGGCACUGUUUUGGAGCUUUAAUUUGUAAUUUUUUAUUAUUAAAACAGUGACCAGGCAGUUACUACAUGUGUUUGCUACAAAAACACACCAAACAAUAUGACUCUGAUGCCUGCAAAUUAGCAGUUUCCUCACUUUGCCAUUAAGGUGUCUUGUCGGGCUUCGGGCAGCAAGCAGCAGUAAAAACAAAAAAAAAAGCGAAAGCAUGGAGAAUGAACAGGAUGAACUCAGACACAGACAUUUGCAGGACCAGCAUCGAAGCCAGCAUCAACAUCAACGACUUUCAAUUGGCUACCCCAAUGUAAUGCUUCACGUUGGCUCUCGAGAAACGCAGCGCUCGCCGUAUACUGUCUACUUUGAACAGCAAAGCGAUGCGGAUGGAUAUAUGCUAAUGCCCUCAUAUCUGCAGACAUCGGAUCCGCAGGCAACUGCGCACAUCAACAACAUGGAGUCGUCAACAACAGCUGGAUAUGUGCCCAUGUUUCAAUAUCAGACAGCCCCAAGAUCACUGAAUCGAGAAUCAUAUGCGGAGCCAGCGAGCUCAACUGAGGCUGCUGCUGGAUCACUUCGAGGUGGUAGCAGCAAGUGCCGUAAAUGUAAUGGGAUGCGUGAGGUUUGUCACUGUCAUUUGAUGCGUGAACUCAGCAGCAGCGGCUAUAAUGUGGCACCGCCGCCAGUAAAUGAGCACAGUGUAGAAGAACGAGUACAUUCGACACAGUCCACGGGAAGCUCGGGAAGCAGUACAACAGAGCCAACCCAAUUCUUUGAGCUCUCCUCAACUUCGACGGCAGCCACAUCCACACUGUCGUCUGCAGCAAGCUGUAGCAAUGGGGGUGGUGGCGAUAACUCUGCUCCUGUUACUGGUGCAUCGCAGUUCAUUCCGAAUCACACUCAACGUAAGACUGAAACGGAAACCCGUUCAUCGCAUGCCUAUGCAGUGGAGCGGGCUGACCAAAACAUACACGACGAGCAGCAAGCAAAUAACAAUAACGAUAAUAAUGUUGACAGUAAUGAGCGCGAAGUGGCGGCGACAUCGCGACUUGUUAGUAUUUGGCCAGCUGCAAUGGAUGAUCAUGCUGUCGAUGAGCCGCUGCUCUUGCAACCGACCGCAAGCGUAGUGUACGAGCUGCCCUCUAGUUCGCUGCUUAGCUCCAAUGCCAGCAACACGAGCAGUUCCUUCGAGGCGAACAGCAGCAAUCAGCAACUACCGGCGCUAAACAAUAGUAAUAAUAAUUCCACAGUCUACGAUGAUGUCACAUCGAGUGCAUCGGACACGGAGCAUGUGCAAUUUGCAAAUACACGCACCACCAACACAACAACAACGACGUCGGCGCAAAAAAAAAAGCAUUCACAGAAUCGAUCUCGCAUUUCAGCUGGUGGAGCUGCAGCUGGUGAAGCAUCAUCAGCAACUGCAUCGUCAUCUUCGACAGUAAUUGAACUGGAUGCCACGCCCAGCACCAGCGCCCAAGCACAGCAGCAGCAGCGGCAACAACAGCAGCAGCAACAACAACAGCAGCAACAUCAACAUCAGAAUUCUUGUAAUUUAUUUCGGCUACGACGCUACCACAAUAACAGCGCCAGCAUUUAUGACCUCGACCAUACGGGAGACAACAGCAGUGAUGAUGGCUGGGAUCUGCGAACACACAAUGCACCUGCUGGCGCUCCAGGAGGCAACCGUUCACGGCCGCAAAGCAGCAGCGAUCUGGAUGCACUUCAUGCAGAUCACACCUACUAUAAUAGUCGUGGUUAUGUGCAUGGCAUCAUUGGGCCACCGUUGUUGGCGCCGGAUGGCAAUUUUAUGCGCUCCACUUCUGCGUCUUGCACAACGGACACACAUACAACAUGUAGUGUGGAUUACGGCGGUCGUGAUAUCUGUGGAGUGCAUCGGCUAACCACAGAGAGGACCAACGGCAAUGCCAACGCCAGUUCAACAUCCUCCGGUAUUGCAGAUCCGCAGCAAGAACAACAACAACGUCCUGCCGCGGUGCUGAAAACAUGCUAUGCCUCGGGAUUGGGCAGUGGCAUUGUGCGAACACGUUCGCGAGUCCGCUCGAUGGAUGAACCAAUAACCGCAAGCAGCAGCAGCAAUAGUAGUAGUAGCAAUAAUGGUAUACGUCAUCCACCUAGGAAGCUGGCGCGUCUGGAGGCGCACAAUGAUGUGCAACUGUCGCCCAUGUCGAAUCUGUCACCAACAAACUUCUAUGCAUUUCAACCAGGUCGUCAUCGACAUCGCACUUUCGCUGAAUUAGCUAGAGCCAAUAAUCUGCAGGCGCAACAAGCUGCAACAAGCCAGCCGCAGCAGCAGCAACAGCAGCCAACAAGCGGCGGCUCGUGCGUAAUUGCUUAUGUUGGCAGGCCCCGUGAGACUGAUGGCAGAUUAGCAUCUGGAUCGAGGGAGCAGCACAAUCUGCCUUCCACCUCGACGAGCAGACGACACAAUCACAAUCCGAAUGGUGGAGAUGCGGUGCUCACGGCCCCCGACUUGCAGUUGGAUGACUGGUCUUCGGACUCAAAUGGCGAGGACGAUGACGUUGUGUUUGUGCAUUCCACACGUGAACCGAUACUCUCCAUUGAUCUAACCUCCGAUGAUGAUGGUCUGGGAAGCAGUAACGAGCCAGCACUUCACCAGCAACUACAUCAGCAACUCCAGCAAAUUCAGCAGCAACAACAACAGCAGCAACGCCACCUGCGCGAAGAGCCGCUAGCCACAUGCAGUCGAGCUGAUGGGAUGGCAGUGCAAGCAGCAGAAUCAAAUGAUACAACAGCGCCAGCAGCUGCGACGCUGUUGCCUCGUUCGAACUCGGCCAAUGAAUAUGAAGAUCGACGACGUCGUCCUGCGGCGGGCACUUCCUUCGCCUUCUACAGCGGCGCUUUGGCGGAUCGUGCGGCCAUCACAGAUCACAACUACAGCAGCUACAAUCAUAAUCCAGCGCAGGCGCCGACAAUUAGCUACCGAGAUGUCAUGGAAGCAGCCACACCAUACUCGCGAGGACCCCCAUGCCCUUCACGAUGCCCGCGUCUUCAUGCCGCUGUUGCACAUUCGCAGCGCUACUUUCAGCCAAUUACUCCGCCACCCAUUUGGCAUUUUGCACCAUUGGCCGAAGCACCACAACCACCGCCGCCGCCACCGCCGUCUAGUGGCAAUGCUGGCAAUUAUGUGCGCAUGUCUCGUGGCAAUGCGAAUACGGCAAGUGGCGUUGUGGCGCCACCACCGCCGCCGCCGCAGCUUGAUGCCGUGCCCAGUGGCGGCAACAGUCCGGCUUACUAUCACCGCUAUCAGCCGUACUAUGUGCCGCAUUAUACGUUUCCGACGUUGCCUGCUAGCCGAAGUCAGAAUGGUGGCGGCGACUACUCCCCAGGUCCACCGAAUCCCCACUAUCAGGGUGGUCUGAGCAACGCCAAUGGCAGUAGUCGCAGUUCGUUUAGUGGAGCGAUGAGUGCAGCAGCAGUGGCUGCCACGGUGGCAGCCGCGCAGGCGCAAUCCUUUCAUGAUCUACUGUCGCUAGCAAAUGUACCCAGCUCACCGGUGACCAGCAUGGAAAGUGGCAAUCUUGAUAAUGACUAUCAUCGCACACAAACGCUCAACAUUCUGCGGCGUGCCACAACGCCAGUGGCAGCAGCUGUGGCCACGGCCGCCGGCGGCCCGCCUCCGGUCAUGUCAUCCAUUGUGACAGUGGCAGCUGCAGUAUCGCCGCCACCACCGCUGGAAAUGUAUUCGGGUCGCACAACGAUGUCGUAUUGCGGCUCGCCGCCAUUUAGUUUGCGCCGUUCGGAAGCGUACAACAAUCAUCGGCAGCAUUAUCAGCCGCAACCACAUCAAGGCCAUCAGGCGCCGCAAAAUCAAAUGCACGCUCACAUUCAUCCGCCGCAUCGGGCAAGCGCGGUGGUGGCCACUUCGCUGACACCGGCGCCGCCAUAUGCAGUGCAUCAGAAUCUGUAUUAUCGGCAGCAAAACAUGCAGGAGCUGCAUCGCCGUCAUAUGACGCCAACUCCCAUUGAUCUCUCUUCCAACCCGCUCAACUUGACCAGCAGCUUGCGCCCACGCUACUUGCACACCAUCUGCAACUGUGUGCAUGCCCGCAACGGACCUGUUUCCAGCCUUGAUCCUGCUUACUAUCCGGCAUAUGAUGCGGUGCAGCAGCAAACUACUGCGACAGCCUCUGCACCAAUUGAUGCGCAUCAGCCUCAUCCACCGCCACCGCAAUAUGGCCUAUAUCAGCCACCCCAGCAACAACAACAGCAGCAUCAGCAACAACAACAACAGCAGCAGCAACAACAACACCAACAGCGACGGCGCCCUGCAAUACAUCACCAUAUGAUCCACCAUUAUUCUCCAUUGCAUCUGGAAAUCGGCUUGGCCACGCCUCUUUCGUUGGGCUCCUCACGCAUACUAAUUGGACCACCGCGUCCCAAUCGUGGCGCUACUUUGGAAAUCAUUGAGCGCAAUACUUUACCGCAUAAAUAUCGACGGGUGCGACGUCCCAGCGAAACGGACGAAGAUGCAGAAAAAUGUGCCAUUUGUUUAUCCCUCUUUGAGAUUGAGAACGAUGUGCGCCGGUUGCCAUGUAUGCAUCUCUUCCAUACUGAUUGCGUAGAUCAAUGGCUAGUCACGAAUAAGCACUGUCCGAUUUGUCGCGUCGAUAUUGAAACACAUAUGGCUAAGGAUGCACUUGUUCCCAGCUCGAGUGGUGCCGCUGCUGCUGCUGGUACCGCUGCCUUAUUGUUAUUAAAAUUUUAUCAGUAUUUAAGUUGUGUGGUGCGUCACAAAAUGUCUAGGAAACCCAUUGAUUACGUGAAGCAGAUGACAAUGUCGAGCUUUCUUGGAUUAGAGGAUUCCAGCCAAAGUCAAUCGACGCUAUCGAAGAAAGCUGACCGAAAAAAUAUUGUGGAGGCCAGGAAAACUAAAGCAAAGUUCUAUAAUCCCAUCUAUAUUGAUUCAUCCUCAUCCGACGAAGAUGAUAAACAAACUUCAAUUUCAACAACUGGAAAAGGGAAAUUAUCAAGGAGCAAGGCGACGGAUAAACCCUGCACAAACGCCAAUGCUCUUAUUAAAAAGUAUAGCUUUGAAAACGAUAAGCAAUCGCCAUUGGCUCCACUCUCAUUGCCAACGGAAUCGCCAUCAGGUUCAGCCAUCAGCUCAGACAUAAAAAAGAACUUUGAUAACUUUGAGGAGGAAUUGAAUAGAGAUGCCACUUAUCAAGCGUCAUUAUCAAAGCUAAAUGGCCACAUCAAGAAGCUAUCCAUGUCGCCGCAUAAACCACUACUAAUGUCGCAGUCGCCGCUUAAAUCCGCAGUUUAUGAGACACCUACAUUGAACACUUCGAAUACGAGCGGAUCCCAAGACAGUUUUGACUUUCUGGUGAAGCAAACACAAAAGAAGAAGCCCAUCCUAAAGCUUGAUCAGUCUACAGAAGAUUCGAAAUUGAGUACUCAGGCGGAUUCAAAAACAGAAACUAGCGUUGUGAAACCAAAACUCAAAAUUGUCUUUAGCAAUUCACUAGCCGAAUAUUUGCGAGAUUUGGGACAGUAUGAUAUUGAUGUAAGCAAGACGGAUUUUGGCCAACAAAAUGAAUCGACGCUAAAGAGCACUAUGGGCUCAUAUAAAACACGCUAUGUGGAGCUAAUGGAAAAAUAUUGUGAAGUCAUUGAUCAAAUACCCGGUGCACAUUUUAAUGAAAUCGAUGGUUUCGAGCCAAACACAUUUCUGAAGCUCAAGGUAAUGCGACAGAAAUUCAAGGCGCGUUCUCAGUUGCUGGAGCGGCAAAUAGAGCGACAGAGACGUGAACGUGAAGCUGCUGUGGAAGAGUGCGAUUUUGAGGAACUUGAGCGAGAGGAACGCGAGAUGCUGGCUGAAACAAAGCAAGCUCCAGCACUUGCACAAAGCAAACCAAAUGUAAUCAGUGAUAUUAAACCAGCGACAAAAGCUAUAGGUUCAGCUGACAGCAACUAUACAAAUGGUGUACCAGAUGAUUUUGAUGAUUUGGUACCCGUGGCAAGUCCACAGUACGAUCCUGAUGAAGAUGAUUACUUAGCACAGAGCAUGUUGCUGGAUGAUGAAGAGAUCAACGCGAACCCUUGCGAGCCUCCAGCUCCUGCAGCAGCUGCCAAUAAAUCUAACCCCGCAUCCAAGGUGGAUUCCGAUGAUGAUUUCGAGGACACUUUAAAACAAAUACGCGACGAGCACGAAGCGCAACAAGGACGCAAAUCUCAGUACAAUAAUUGCAUUUAUGCGGACUUUGAAGCUGUCAAGCUGCCGACGUCUAAAGAGAAUUUGCAGCCUGCACAGCGAAUUAAUUUUGCUGACAAUAAACCGUCGACUAAACCAUCGACAAUCGUGCUGGACGAUGAUGGUUUCCCUGAGUAUGAUCCAGCGCUCUUUGAGCAGGCUUUUGCCAAGGCAGCGAAUUCGAGUAGGAUUGAUUUGACCAGCGAUUCGCCUUCCACAAGCCGGUUAAGCUCUGAAAUAAAACUACCAAAGGCUGCGGCACAAAGAAUAUCUGGUAAUUUUCAUUCAAAUGUGCACAAUGAUGGCACCACUGGCGAGUUCGAUGGUCAAAAAUUUGAGCAUUCAACGCGUUUGAUGCAGGCGCUGAGUUUCAACUUUGGAUUGCGAAGCUUUCGUCCUAAUCAACUGCAGGUGAUCAAUGCAGCGUUGUUAGGCAACGAUUGUUUCGUCCUCAUGCCAACAGGAGGUGGAAAAUCGUUGUGCUAUCAGCUACCCGCAAUUCUCACAGAAGGCGUUACCAUUGUGAUUAGUCCACUCAAGUCGUUAAUCUUUGAUCAAGUCAACAAACUGGCUUCUUUGGAUAUUUGUGCCAAGUCUAUGUCUGGUGAGCAGACAAUGGAGGAAGCUAUGGCCAUUUACUGCGAUUUGGAAAGACGUCCACCGCUGGUCAAACUACUUUAUGUAACGCCAGAGAAAAUUUCUAGUUCAGCGCGCUUCCAGGAUAUUUUGGAUCAGUUGUAUGCCAACAAUUAUAUUAGCCGCUUUGUCAUCGACGAAGCCCAUUGUGUUUCCCAGUGGGGGCACGACUUUAGGCCCGAUUACAAGAAAUUAGGUAUACUGCGAACACGCUUUCCCAAUGUUCCAUCCAUGGCGUUGACUGCCACAGCAACGCCACGUGUGCGCAAGGACAUUUUGCAACAACUGAAUCUCACGCAUUGUAAAUGGUUUCUUUCGAGCUUCAAUCGCAGCAAUUUGCGUUAUCAGGUCCUUCCCAAGAAGGGCGCUUCAACCAUCGAUGAUAUGCGCAGCUUUAUACAAACACGCCCGGCUACCGCUAGCGGCAUUAUCUAUUGCCUUUCUCGCAAGGAAUGCGAUGAGGUUGCCAAUAAGAUGGUCACGGCUGGAAUACGUGCGGUAGCCUAUCAUGCUGGCCUGACGGAUAAGGCACGUGAAUCACGUCAAAAGGAUUGGAUAACUAACAAAGUGCGCGUCAUAUGCGCCACUAUUGCCUUUGGAAUGGGUAUUGAUAAGCCCGAUGUGCGCUUUGUUCUGCACUACUCGUUGCCCAAGUCCAUUGAAGGUUAUUAUCAGGAGGCGGGACGCGCUGGUCGCGAUGGCGAAAUCGCUGAUUGCAUUCUCUAUUACAACUACAGCGACAUGUUACGUCUCAAAAAAAUGAUGGACUCUGAUCGCGCACUUCAAUAUCAUGUGAAGAAGAUUCAUAUCGACAAUUUGCAUCGCAUUGUUGGCUACUGUGAGAAUCUCACUGACUGUCGUCGUGCCCAGCAGCUGGACUAUUUUGGCGAGCAUUUUACCAGCGAACAGUGCUUGGCGAAUCGUCAAACUGCCUGCGAUAAUUGUUUGAAGAAACGCAACUACUCAAAUGUCGAUGCACUCGAGCAAUGUCGUAAGGCAGCGUGUGCCGUCAGGGACUUGUGCAGUGGUCGCUCAAGAUUCACGCUGCUGCAUGUGGCUGACGUCCUAAAGGGAGCUAUGAUUAAGAAGAUUGUGGAGUUCGGGCAUAACAAGACACCACAUCAUGGUGCUCUUAAGGACUGGGAUAAAUUGGAUGUGCAGCGACUGCUGCGACAUAUGGUGCUUAAUGAAUAUUUGAAGGAGGAGCUCAUCUUUACAAAGGAUAUUCCGCAGGCCUAUCUCUACCUGGGUAGCAACAUAAAUGCCCUCAUGAAGGAGAGUCCCAAAAUUGAUUUUGCACUCACACGCAAGGACAGCGGUGGUUCCAAGGUGGUGGCUACCGUCUCAGAACCAACUGCAGCAGGCAACAGCGAUAUGCGGCAUGUGCACGAUCGUUGCUACAGCGAUCUGCUAGACUUGUGUCGCACUUAUGCUGCUGCACGCAAUGUCACCAUGGCCAGUAUCAUGAAUAUGCAGGCGCUUAAGGCGAUGGCCGAGGAGCUGCCUACCACAGAAAAGGACAUGUGCGCCAUUCCCCACGUCACCAAGGCCAACUUCGAUAAAUACGGCGCCAAGCUGCUAGAGAUCACAAGUGGCUAUGCCACCGAAAAGGAAUGUCUGCUGGUCAUGCAGGAGAUGGAGGCAGAUGCAGUAGCUGCUGACGAGCCAACGCCAACGGCUAAUGACAGCAACGAUUGGGAACAGGCGGCAGCGCAACAAGGCGCCUCUGGCUCUGCUGGUGGUAGCGAAACGUCUUUCGGGGGUAAACGCAAGCGAGCCUGGCGUGGACGUGGAGCUUCUAGUGUCAAGCGAUACAAGGGCGCAGCAGCAUCGCCUGCAGCGGCACGAAAGAAAGCCGUAGUGACAAGGGGCGCUCGAGGCGCAACCAGAGGCGCUGCUGCAACGAAACGAGGCGGUGGUUCAGGCUCCAGUUCGUGGUUGGGUAAGAAGACAGGCAGCAGCAGCGGUUUCCAGAUGAUGCCUUUGCCAGGAUCACGUUAAGUAGUUAAGUUUGUGUAAUAAUAAACGCUUGAUUUUCUUUUAACACUU
Messenger RNA from Drosophila sulfurigaster albostrigata, 8958 nucleotides. RefSeq lists its product as uncharacterized. Gene Ontology annotation, cellular component: chromosome; nucleus; cytoplasm. The coding region runs from base 253 to 8910 and encodes 2885 amino acids. The transcript is spliced from 10 exons. Gene Ontology annotation, molecular function: nucleic acid binding; 3'-5' DNA helicase activity; four-way junction helicase activity. Lineage: Eukaryota; Metazoa; Arthropoda; Insecta; Diptera; Drosophilidae. The record is from RefSeq and is a predicted model, not a curated record. Gene Ontology annotation, biological process: double-strand break repair via homologous recombination; DNA replication.